AUGAAGCUCAACGCAUUCUUCACCGCACUCGCCCUCACCCUCCCCUUCGCUCUCGCUUCUCCUGCUGGGGGCAAGGACUACCACUACGGAUCUGGCUCUGGCACGUAUGGUCCUGGCUCUUCCAACGCUGGUUCAUACGGUCAGGGCUCUAACGGUUAUCACGGUGGUGCCGGAGUCUCUUAUGGAGGCGCCAACUCCUUCGAUCGAAGCAACAGCUACGGCGCUGCGAAGUUCGGUGGUAGCUCGUUCAGUGGUGGCUCGGUUGGUGGAUACGGUGGACGAAAGGGGUACUUCGGAGGGCUUAAACAACGGGACGAUGGUGACGACAGUAACCCAUGGAACAACAACCCCAAGGACGUCGAAGACCUUCGCGUCCUCAACUACGCCCUCACCUACGAAUACCUCGCCGCCGCCUUCUACGAGUACGCCUUCACCAAGUGGUCACCCCAGGACUUCAAGGACUACGGUCUCGACGAUGCCGUCUACGGCGGUUUCCAGCAGAUCCACGGGCAUCGACGCGAAUACGUUGCGAUCCUCCAAAACGCUAUCUCGAGUGCUGGGUUGGAGUAUUUGCCUCCUUGCACUUACAACUUUGAGUACACCAAGAACAUCGGCGAUUUCAUCAAUCAUAGCGAGUUCUUCGAGGUCACUAGUACUUCGAUGUACCAAGGAACUCUGAAGAUGAUUUCGAACAAGGACUACUCCGCGCUCGCAGGCUCCAUCCUCGGAGUCCAAGCACGCCAUUCCGGCUGGAUCCAAUACGCCACGAAGAAAAAGAACCCCUGGAACACCGCAUUCGAGGCCCCACUAGUCGUGAACGACAUCUGGACAACCGGCGACCCCUUCUUCUCCACCUGUCCCCCAGGCGGCCCAGGCCUCCCCUCCCUCCCCACUGGAAUCACCCAAUACCCCCUCUUCUCCGUCGACCCCUCCGACACCAUCGUACCAGGCAACAAAGUAACCAUCGACCUCUCCGAAGCAUUCACCUCCAACCCCAGCUCCAUACCCAACGACUCCUCCGACAAAAAGCUCUUCACCGUCUUCUCAGUCAGCUGGGGCACGCACAUGCGCCCAAUGAGCAAGGGCGACAAUUCGGACGACAGCCACAAGUACUCAGUCGAAGUCCCACACGAGCUCUCAUCCAUCGGCGCAGUCUACGUAUACGUCGUCCAAGCUACCGACGACGAAGCUUCGCAUCCUCACUUUGAAGUGAACGAAUCGAAUGCGGUUGCUGGACCUCGAGUGUGGAUGUUCGGUUUCGACUCGGAGGGUAAGCCUGAUAAUGGAUAUGAGUUGUUUAGUGGUUCGCGUACGGUUGCGUUGGUAAAUUAG
Messenger RNA from Coprinopsis cinerea okayama7#130, 1332 nucleotides. RefSeq lists its product as hypothetical. The transcript has 5 exons. NCBI's taxonomy places the organism in Eukaryota, Fungi, Basidiomycota, Agaricomycetes, Agaricales, Psathyrellaceae. The record is from RefSeq and is a predicted model, not a curated record. Bases 1 to 1332 code for a protein of 443 amino acids.